AUGCCGAUUUCGUACGCGGCGUGCAUUAUUUUGCGCAUUGUCAACGCGGUGCAGUCCGAUCCGUACUUCCAACAACGUGCGAAUGCACUUGGCAGAUCCGGCUUCACACCAUUGCAUAAAUGCACGGUUGCUAUUCGUAUGCUAGCAAAUGGAGGUGCAGCUGACCAGUACGACGAGUAUCUACGGGUUGCGAAGUCUACCUUAUUGGAGUGCAUGUGUAGAUUCUGUCGAGUCAUCAACCAACUCUUCGGCGUGGAAUACUUAAGGAGGCCGACCCCCGCCGACUGCCAAAGGCUUGUAGCAAUGCACGAGGAGAAGCACGGCUUCCCGGGAAUGCUAGAAAAGUCCUACACAUCCAACGCGAAGAGUAAGAGAUUGAAGGUGAUACAGGAACCAGCUCGCAAGGAUAUCGAACGGGCUGUCGGCGUGCUUCAAGCUCGUUGGGCAAUCAUCAAAGGACCACCACGUCUUUGGAGCAAGGAGGAGUUGAGCGACAUCAUGUUCACGUGCAUCCAUUUGCACAAUAUGAUCAUCCAAGACGAAGGCGAGCACGCAACGGAAUGGGAAGAAGAGGGCAAUGACGAAGCUUCGAGUAGCUCAGCCGCAGCUCGUCCUUGUACCGGUGCUCCACCGGAGUUUCGCGCAUAUGUAGCACGACAAGCAUCUAUGCGAGACGCAGAGGUGCAUGCUCGCCUCACUUGGGAUUUGAAGGAGCACAUUUGGUCUCGUUUUGGUCCGAUUAAGCCCUAA
Molecule: messenger RNA, 750 nt
Organism: Salvia miltiorrhiza (redroot sage)
Lineage: Eukaryota; Viridiplantae; Streptophyta; Magnoliopsida; Lamiales; Lamiaceae
Exons: 2
Coding region: 1-750 (249 amino acids)
Source: RefSeq, a predicted model, not a curated record